Lucilia cuprina (Australian sheep blowfly) is the source of this 4234-nucleotide messenger RNA. RefSeq names its product misshapen-like kinase 1. Gene Ontology annotation, biological process: protein phosphorylation. Lineage: Eukaryota; Metazoa; Arthropoda; Insecta; Diptera; Calliphoridae. Bases 1004 to 4219 code for a protein of 1071 amino acids. Gene Ontology annotation, molecular function: protein kinase activity; ATP binding. The record is from RefSeq and is a predicted model, not a curated record. The transcript is spliced from 11 exons.
CACACACAAUCAGUUGAGCUCGCGAUGUGGAAAAGAAAAAGUCGGGCGUGGAAGUCAAGUUAAAAUAAAUUUUUACUAGAGUUAAAGAAAAAAAGAAAGGAAUACAAUUUGAAACUUAAUUUUAACUUUUACACAAAAGUAUUUAGUGAAAAAAGAAAAAAACUGUUUUUUAUGGAAAAUAUAUAUUUGCGUUUAUAAGAAAAUGUUUUGAAAAGUGAGAAAAUUUGAUAAAAUUAACAACAAAUAAAAAAGGUUUUAGUGAAGUUUUUUUCUUUUUGUUGGUAAUUUUUUUCCGAGUGUGUCCGGUGUCGUUUAACAAAUAAAAAGUGACGUGACGGGAACGUAGAAUUUUUUUUUUUUGGUUUUAUUAAAAUCUUUUUUAAACUCCUGCUUUGCUAAUAAGAGUUCUUCUUCUUGGGCAAUUUUUCAGUUAUGUACCAAUAGAGAAAUAGAAAAGGAAGAGAAAAAACAAAAAAGAAACUGAAAAAUAACAAAAUAUUAGGAAAAUUUUAUUAAGUGUAAAACGAAAAACAGCCGGUUAAGGCAAUUUGUUGCUAAAUAAAGUUAAAUUAAAAUUGUGCAAAAAACGAAGUGCAAAAGGAACUCAAGAGAGGGAACAACCCUUUUAUUAUUUUCCUAUUGAACACAUCCAACUACUGGAUUGUGUUGGGAUUGUGUUUUAAAAGAAAAACAAAGAUAAAGAAGAGCCGCAAAAGCAUAGAGCAGAUAAAAUAUAAAUUUUAAAGCAAAAAAACAAAUUUAUUAGUGAAAGCUUAAUGUCAAGAGAAAAGUUCAAAUUGUAACACACAGCAUCCAAUUUAUGUUAAUAAAUUAUUAAAAUAAAAUAUAUAUAACAAAAAAUAAUCAUAAUAAGUUUGUGUGUAGAAAAGUUACAACAAAAAAACAAUAAAACAAAUUUAAAAGAUUUUUUUGAACUUUUUAGUUUUUUUGUUAAAAAGGCAAAAAAAUCUAGAAACACAAAAAAAAAAAAUAGCAAAUCAAAAUGGCGCACCAGCAGCAACUUGCCUCGGUGAAUUGUUCAUUGGAUGAUAUCGAUUUAGCUGCUUUAAGGGAUCCUGCUGGUAUAUUUGAAUUAAUCGAAGUUGUUGGCAAUGGCACUUAUGGUCAAGUCUAUAAGGGUCGUCACACAAAAACUGGUCAAUUGGCUGCCAUAAAGGUGAUGGAUGUCACCGAAGAUGAAGAGGAGGAAAUCAAAUUAGAAAUUAAUGUUUUAAAAAAAUACUCAAAUCAUCGUAAUAUUGCCACAUAUUAUGGUGCUUUCAUUAAGAAAUCACCGCCCGGCAAAGAUGAUCAACUUUGGUUGGUCAUGGAGUACUGUGGUGCCGGUUCGGUAACCGAUCUAGUUAAGUCAACAAAAGGACAAAGUCUCAAAGAAGAAUGGAUUGCAUAUAUCUGCCGUGAAAUACUGCGCGGUCUGGCCUAUUUGCAUUCGAACAAAGUUAUACAUCGUGAUAUUAAAGGACAAAAUGUUUUACUCACCGAUAAUGCCGAAGUUAAACUAGUAGAUUUCGGUGUCUCAGCACAAUUGGAUCGUACAAUAGGACGAAGGAAUACGUUUAUUGGUACACCAUAUUGGAUGGCACCCGAGGUUAUUGCAUGCGAUGAAAAUCCCGAGGCGACCUACGAUAAUCGUUCAGAUUUAUGGUCAUUGGGUAUAACAGCAUUGGAAAUGGCCGAAUCACAGCCACCGUUAUGUGAUUUACAUCCCAUGAGAGCCCUAUUCUUGAUACCACGUAAUUCACCGCCCCGCUUGAAAUCUAAUCGAAAAUGGUCGAAGAAAUUUCAGAGUUUUAUAGACACGGUACUUGUGAAAGAUUAUCAUCAGAGGCCUUAUACAGAACAGUUGCUAAAGCAUGCCUUCAUUAAGGAUCAGCCUACAGAUCGUCAAGUUCGUAUACAAUUGAAGGAUCACAUCGAUCGUUGUAAAAAACGCAAACAAGAAAAAGAACGUGAAGACUAUCGUUACUCUGGCUCCGAUAACGAUGAUGACGAACCACAAAUUGCUGGUGAACCAAGUUCAAUUAUUCAAGCACCCGGUGAUACAUUGCGUCGUAAUUUCCAACAAAUUCAAGAGGGUCGUAUUGCCGCCGAACAACAGCAGCAGCAACAGCAAAUGGCUGCGGUGGCGGCUGCACAAGCGGCAGCUCAGGCUCAACAGCAGGCGGCACAGGCUCAACAACCGCAGGCAAAUCGUAAUCAGAAACCACCAUCGCGUGAUCAACGUCAACAAAUUGAAGAGCCAGGACCACCAUCACGUCCUGCUUUACCACAACGUUUAAUUGUCGUACCAGAUCCUCCACAUGCCAAUCGACCAUUGCCUCCCACACCCAAAACAUCCGAACCAACUGCCCAAACCCCGCAACAACAGCAACGUAAUUCACAAAAUAAUUUCAAGCCAUCGUUACCACCAAGGAGACCUGAGGAUUUGGAUAUGAUAGCAGCACAAUUAAAUGAAUUGGGCGUCUCUCAACAGCCACAACCACAAACAGCAGCAUCGUCCUCUGGCGGCGUUUCAUCUUCAUUUGGCCAACAACAAGCUCAACCGGAAGCACCACCACGCAGUAAUCGUCAAUCUGGACCACCGUCAUCUGCCUCGGGUUCUGGCAAACCAGCUGCACCUCUACCCUCGUCAGCGGCCAAUAAUCAUCAUGUUGCAGUUUCAAAUCCUUUAGAUCCCUUGGAUAGCAGCGAUUCGGAUAGUGAACCCGAUGAGCCCAACGAUCAUAGACGCAAUGAUGGCACGCUAUUGGCAAGUGAUCCACCAAAACCACUUCCUGAAUUUUCAUAUAGGCCUGGCCUGGUGCCAGUAUCAGAGGAUUCAACUACACCCAUGACACAUGGCAGCGGUGGACCACCAAAUCGUCCUUUGCCACCCACACCCGAUGAUGAUGAUCAAGCUGGUGAUCGUACUUUGAUAAUGAAAAGGAAACUCGAAAAUCAAAAUCGUUUACAAAAAUCCGCAUCGACAUCGUGUGCCAAUCGUCCCAAAGAUAAACUACGUGAUGAAGCCUUAUUGCGUGAAUGGGAUAUUGAGAAAUUCUUUCCGAAAAAAGUGGGUGGUGGUGGAGAUGGAAUACCCUCUGGUGUGGCUAGUUUAUCUAGAGGUUUGAGUAACUCGAAUAGUAGUACCUUGAAAGCUGAUUCCAAAUUGCAAAGAUGCAGCAUGGCCGAAAUGUCAACCAGACAACAGCAACAACAGCAACAACAACAACAAACACCAAAAGGUUUUCAACCAUUGAAAACCACAAAUCAACAAACCAAAGAACAGCAACCACAGCGUGCUUCCAUGAUUGGAGCUAAUCUUAAUAAUAAGUCAACAAAUGGAACUAACACCAACAACAACAAUAAUAAUAACAAUAGUAAUAAGUCUACUUCAUCAACCUCUACAACAUCCUCAUCAUCGUCUUCCUCGCCAUCAACGACUACAUCGCCUAGUAGUAAUAUAAAUAAUAAUAAUGCCUUAACAAAAAGUGCCACCAAUGCCACACAUAAACGGCAAGAGUCUGACUCAAAAUUGCCACAAAACUUUAUACGCGGUUUCCGUCGCGAAAAUUCGGAUUUCUUCCCUCUUACCAAGAGACACUCAGCCGUGCUGGUCAAUACAAGUCUGCUGCAACAGCAGCAGCAACAACAACAAUUACAGUCUUCCACAACGGCAGCACAAAAGCAACCCUUCGGUUCAGCCUCACAGAGAGCUAGCUCCAUAAUACAACGUAAUAGUAUUUUCAAAACUAAUGAUUUAAAUAAAACUAAAGAUUCUAAUAAAUCAGUGCCAAAAACCGCUGCCACCACCUCAACGACCUCAGCGACUACAACAACAACAGGUGCUGCUCCCAACAAAACUAGCUGGACUAGUAAUUUAACUGGUAAAAAUUUAGAUUUCUUACGUCUACGUCGCGAAAAGACUGAAUCUUUUAUAGCUUGGCAUAAUUCUGCCGCCAAACAGCAAUUAUUUGCCCAACAAUUGGUGCAACAACAGCAGCUACAAUCGCAGCAACAGCAGCAGAAUCGUAAUACCGAAAAUCUUGGUACACCCGGUACUCGCACCAGCAGUGUUUUGCCCGAUUUGCUUAGUCAAGCCUCACCAGCAACACCACCACGUCACGAUAAAUCAUCCAGUGAGGAGGUAAGUGAUACGAGUUUAUUUCGUAUAUUAUUUUCAUUUCAUUGUGACUUUUCCAAAUUAUUUAUUUAUUAAUUUUGUUUUUAAUUA